AUGGCUUCAUCUCGUCUUAUUUUACGACUUGUUGCACCAAAUAGUCUUAGUCGUCUAUCAACAAUAGGCAACACAAAUGGUUCAAUACGUCAUUUUUUCUAUCGCAAUCCAAGAAAUUUACCUGAUGUAUUUCUUGGUUCAUCAUCAAAUGUCUUUCGAGAUUUAGAGAAAGAAUUUGAACGUAUGCAACGACAAUUUGAUAAUUAUUUUCGUGGUAGUAAUAAUAAUAAUAAUAUUAAUACUAAUGAUAAUCGUUCAUUAGCUAAUUAUUCACGUGAUAGUACGAAUGAAAAUCAUAUGAUUGUUACUGAAUCAGAUGGAUCAAGAAAAUUUCAACUUGCAUUUGAUGUACGCGGUUUUGAACCUGAACAAGUUAAAAUUAAAACACAAAAUGGUACAUUAACUAUUUCAGCUAAGAAAGAAAAUAAAGCUGAUAAUAGUUAUUCUCUACAUGAAUUUAGUCAAUCAUAUACAUUACCACAAGAUCUCAAGGUCGAUGAUUUAAAAUCAACAUAUACAGAGAAUGGUAUUCUUUCAAUUGAAGCACCAUUACCUAGAGCUGAACCAAAAGAUCGUCAAAUUCAAAUUGAACAUUCAAAAUAA
Messenger RNA from Adineta steineri, 603 nucleotides. NCBI's taxonomy places the organism in Eukaryota, Metazoa, Rotifera, Eurotatoria, Adinetida, Adinetidae. The record is from the annotation of a GenBank genome assembly.